This is a messenger RNA of Scophthalmus maximus (turbot), 2124 nucleotides long. RefSeq names its product histone-binding protein RBBP7. Gene Ontology annotation, biological process: regulation of gene expression. Bases 156 to 1439 code for a protein of 427 amino acids. The record is from RefSeq and is a predicted model, not a curated record. Gene Ontology annotation, molecular function: histone binding. The transcript is spliced from 12 exons. NCBI's taxonomy places the organism in Eukaryota, Metazoa, Chordata, Actinopteri, Pleuronectiformes, Scophthalmidae. Gene Ontology annotation, cellular component: NuRD complex; ESC/E(Z) complex; nucleus.
UACCGAGUUAUUCGGCGCUGAAAAGGAAGGACUGUAGUUUAGAGGGAAUACAACAAGCGCUGCCAGACAGGGUCACCACCAGCAACAACUACAAAUUUGCUUUCAUCCUAGUUACUUUGCUUUCGAGCAUCGUGACGCAGCACAUCGUUCGGAAAAUGGCGGAUAAAGAGGUGUAUGACGAUGCAGUGGAAGAGAGGGUCAUCAAUGAGGAGUACAAAAUCUGGAAGAAGAACACACCUUUCCUGUACGACCUGGUGAUGACUCACGCACUGGAGUGGCCCAGCCUCACUGUCCAGUGGCUCCCAGACGUCCGCAGGCCAGAGGGGAAGGACUACACUGUCCACAGGCUGGUCUUGGGGACCCACACAUCAGAUGAGCAGAACCACCUUGUGAUUGCCAGCGUCCAGGUACCAAAUGAUGACGCCCAGUUUGAUGCCUCUCACUAUGACAGCGAGAAAGGAGCAGAGUUUGGUGGAUUUGGUUCAGUCAGUGGGAAGAUUGAGAUCGAGAUCAAGAUCAACCACGAGGGAGAGGUGAACCGAGCCCGCUACAUGCCCCAGAAUCCUUUCAUCAUUGCCACCAAGACUCCCACGUGUGACGUCCUGGUCUUUGACUAUACCAAGCACCCACCUAAGCCAGAUCCCAGUGGGGAAUGCAAUCCUGACCUGAGACUGAAGGGUCACCAGAAAGAAGGCUACGGUCUCUCCUGGAAUCCCAACCUCAGUGGCAACCUGCUCAGUGCCUCCGAUGACCAUACCAUCUGUCUAUGGGACAUUGGUACUGGCCCAAAGGAAGGCAAGAGUGUGGACGCCAAGACUAUCUUCACCGGCCACACCGCAGUGGUGGAAGACGUCUCCUGGCAUUUGCUCCAUGAAUCCCUGUUUGGCUCGGUGGCUGACGACCAGAAGCUCAUGAUAUGGGACACUCGGUCCAAUAACCCGUCCAAAGCCAGCCAUGCAGUCGACGCUCACACCGCUGAGGUCAACUGUCUGAGCUUCAACCCCUACAGCGAGUUCAUUCUUGCCACUGGUUCUGCUGAUAAGACUGUUGCAUUGUGGGACCUAAGGAACCUCAAACUGAAGCUCCACUCCUUUGAGUCCCACAAAGAUGAAAUUUUCCAGGUGCAGUGGUCUCCUCACAACGAGACGAUCCUGGCCUCCAGCGGCACCGACCGACGCCUCAACGUCUGGGAUCUCAGUAAAAUUGGGGAAGAGCAGUCGGCAGAAGAUGCAGAGGAUGGUCCACCAGAGCUGCUGUUCAUUCACGGAGGCCACACAGCCAAGAUCUCCGACUUCACCUGGAACCCCAACGACCCCUGGAUCAUCUGCUCAGUGUCCGAGGACAACAUCAUGCAAGUCUGGCAGAUGGCAGAGAACAUCUACAACGAUGAAGAGCCAGACAACACCCCUGCGUCAGAGCUGGAGGCUCAAGGAUCUUAACCCGGCUCUGCACCAAUCUCUCUCCAGACAUGUCCCCGCCCCCCAACCCCUCAGCUCUAAACCUGGCCCCGUCUGUCGCUUCCCCUUCAACCUCACUCAAGUGUAACAUGAAAACAUCUGCUCUCCACUUGAAAGGACAGUGUGGACUCCCUGGUUUCUGUUUCAUCUCGCUCAGAACCAGGCUGAGAUCUGACAUGUUCUGUACCAUGUCCAGUGUCUGCCGGGUCAGUGGUGAAGGGAUUCUGAGCAGGAAACCGUCAUGUACACAAAGUCACUGUCGGUUCCUGUCCAAGAGCUCAUGCCAAGUUAAGUGUCAUUUUAUAUCUAGACAUACGAGUAGCCAGCAAAGUACUAAAAGAGGCUCCCCGAAGAUGUAAAUAUGUAAGAAAACCUGCAAAUAAGUGAGAGUACCUGAUCUGCAUCGUGUUGGCAAUUUCUUUUUCCUUAUUUUUUUUUAAUACCUUAGUUUUCUACCUGUCGGGCAGUGUUGGCCGAUGUGUCACCAUGGUCCUGUGAAGAAACAUUCCCUUUUGUUUGCCUCCCGUUCAUUAGGUACAUUUCAGUACACGGCUCGAGUGAAAGGUGUGGGAGAAAUCAAGUGCGCCUCUUUUCCUCUCCUUUUAUCUUGUCACGUUUUGUGUCCUGCACCAACAAACUACAAUAAAACUUUUCUAACUUUUCCGAA